ACAGAAGAAGCAGCACAGAACUGUCGGAGCCAUAGUAAUAUUUUUUUUCUAAGAACUGAUCAUUUCUGGGGAGACUUGCAUCAACUAUCAAAAUGAAGAUACUGGUACUUUUAGUCAUACUUGCAGCCCUUCUAGUAGAAACCCACCAAGAAGAUGCUCAAGUGGAUGCUGAUACUAACACUGAAGACGUUGAGGGCAGUGGUUCAAAUAUGAACAAUGAUUUAGAGGGUAACGAUGAUGGUGACGUUACUGAGACGGAAGGAGAAACUGGCGAUGGUGAGGACAAUUCAAACACUGGGGGAGAUGGAACUGCAGAUGAUGGGGCCAACUCAAACGCUGAGGAAGAUGGAACUGCAGAUGAUGGGGCCAAUUCAAACGCUGAGGAAGAUGAAAAUGCAGAUGAUGGGGCCAAUUUAAACGCUGAGGAAGAUGAAAAUGCAGAUGAUGGGGCCAAUUCAAACGCUGAGGAAGAUGGAACUGCAGAUGAUGGGGCCAAUUCAAACGCUGAGGAAGAUGGAACUGCAGAUGAUGGGGCCAAUUCAAACGCUGAGGAAGAUGGAACUGCAGAUGAUGGGGCCAAUUCAAACGCUGAGGAAGAUGGAACUGCAGAUGAUGGGGCCAAUUCAAACGCUGAGGAAGAUGAAAAUGCAGAUGAUGGGGCCAAUUUAAACGCUGAGGAAGAUGAAAAUGCAGAUGAUGGGGCCAAUUCAAACGCUGAGGAAGAUGUAACUGCAGAUGAUGGGGCCAAUUCAAACGCUGAGGAAGAUGGAACUGCAGAUGAUGGGGCCAAUUCAAACGCUGAGGAAGAUGAAAAUGCAGAUGAUGGGGACAAUUCAAACGCUGAGGAAGAUGAAAAUUCAGAUGGUGGGGCCAAUUCAAACAGUGAGGGAGAUGAAAAUGCAGAUAGUGAGGACAGUGGGGAUAAUGAAGUUGGUGUUCAGAGCUUUGAUGGUACAUCAAAUUCCGAAGGUGGCAACAUAGAUUCAGAUAGCAACAGUGGCAGUGACAAUGAUGGUGAUGAAAGCUGGGCUACUGAUGAGGAAAGUAGCAACAGUGAAGGAAGCUCUGGAGGAAGCUCUGGAGGAAGCUCUGAAGGAAGCUCUGGAGGAAGCUCUGAAGGAAGCUCCGAAGAAAGCGUAGAGAUGAAUGACGACUGUUGGACUGCAUGGUUUAAUAGAGAUGAUCCCAGUGGAUCAGGAGAUUGGGAGACCCUAGAAAAUCUUUACCACGAAAACCCCGGGAUGAUCUGCAAGAGGCCACUUCGUAUUCAAGUCAGGACUACAUCUGGGCAGAGUGUAUCUUCAACAAAGGACGUCAUUGCAGUGUCAGACACACACAAUGGCUUUGUCUGUAAAAACUCAGACCAGGAGUCAGAUUCAGAGUGCGAAGAUUAUGAAGUCCGUUUCCUCUGCCCUCAAGAGUUUUGUCAAGUGUGCUGGACACAGUGGUUUAACCGAGAGAACCGUGGUGGCAUUGAAGACUGGGAACUCCUGUGUGACUUGAGAGCUGAAAAUCCUGGACAAAUCUGUGAACGGCCACUUUACAUUGAAACUCAGAACCAGCUCAACACUGAAGCUUGUGGCUGCCACAGCUGUAACCGAAACAAUGACUACAAGGUCCGCUUCGGUUGUCGAUGUAGUGUUUAGACAUCCCUGCAUCUACAGUUAACAUUAAAACAAAUCAAAUCAAUAGCAUUACUUCUUGAUUCUAUGAUUCGUCUUUAGUUCCUGUUGUAAUAAGUAAGCAGAAUUUGUAUUGAAAAAAUUUUGUUAAUAACUGGUGUUUACAUGUCCUUUGGGCUCAAUAAUUAAUUUGAUUAAUUUAUUAAUAAUUGUUGCAAAUUUAUUUUCUGUUAAAUUAUUUUGUAUGAAACAAUAAACAAUGAUUGUAAUUACAACU
Molecule: messenger RNA, 1899 nt
Organism: Periophthalmus magnuspinnatus
Lineage: Eukaryota; Metazoa; Chordata; Actinopteri; Gobiiformes; Gobiidae
Product: clumping factor A-like
Exons: 6
Coding region: 93-1646 (517 amino acids)
Source: RefSeq, a predicted model, not a curated record